Ostertagia ostertagi is the source of this 1002-nucleotide messenger RNA. Lineage: Eukaryota; Metazoa; Nematoda; Chromadorea; Rhabditida; Trichostrongylidae. The record is from the annotation of a GenBank genome assembly.
CCCAAAGACCCAAAGUCGUAUGUACUCAACCGCAUUGUUCCGCGCACAUACCGUAGCUACGAGUGGACAGACGGAGACGUGUUGAAGACGGCUGCAGGAGGCGAACUGAAAACAUACGUGAACUGCCUUCCGCUCGAUUCUUCCUCGUACCAUAGCAACAACGGCAUCGUGUACUCAGUCGCCGGAGAUUUGCAGCCGGUAGCAGAAACUGUGCUCUCAGCACUUAAAAAUGAUAGCCGCUUAGCUACUUUUGUCUCUCUGCUCUCCGAUGAUAUUCGCGAAAAGCUGUCAUCAAAUAAGUCGUUCACCGUGUUCGCGCCAUCCGACAAGGCCUUCGCAUCGCUCUCAAGCUCCUUGCUGAAGGAUAUAAAAGAAGGAACAGGAUGCGCAUCAGAUUUCGCCCGUAGUCACAUCGUCAAUGGUUCUUUCUGCUCCCAUGACUUAUCGGAUCGGCUACUGAAAUCGCUUACUGGAAGCGAGCUUGAGGCUCGAACACAAGCUAAAGGAAACGAGAGAGUGAUUCACAUUGGCAGGGCAAGAGUGACGGUAAGCAACAUUUUCGCCAAGAACGGCGUCAUCCAUCUCAUCGACGAUGUCGUCUUCAACGACGAACUGAUGUCGUGGAGGGAACAACUUAUACGAAGUUAUACGACCAACCUGAAGGAGGCUCUGGAAGAUGUCGUGACGAACUCAAGCGAGAAACUAACGAUUUUCGUGCCACCGGCAGACAACACUACCAUUACCUCCGAAUUUGCCAAGAAUCACGUCGUCAUUGGAGACUUGCUGGAUGAUUUCAAGCGUUCCUCGACGGUUACGACGCAAGCAAAUUCUACGAUCUUCACUGGCUACUCUCGUAAAACACCUCCCAUUUGGAUACGAAUCUCGACGCAACCUCGCCAUCGCCAAAGAGGGCAAGUUGGCUGUUCCAGAAUCAUUGAGGACAGCGUGAAAGCAUGCCGUGCAAUUCUUCAAUUCAUUGAAAAGGUACAGAAACAAGUUUAG